AUGGCGGACGACGCAUCGGUGGCUGACCGGGCGCGGUGGGAGGCCAUCGCUGCCGAGCGUCGACGCGCGCUAGAGGCAGCACAGCGUGAGGCGCUCGCGCAGAUGCAGGCCGGCGUCUGCUGCGCCGGCUUCCGCUGGAACGAGAUUCCCGGCGGUACCGGUGCGCCGGCGGUUCACACCACCUCUCCGACAGGCAGCUUGGCCUUGGCUGAGCGGUCAACUACCCCGCCACAUUUUCUCACCGAUCUCCACAACCGCUGAUUCGUCUGCACCUCAAGGAUACUGGAUUUCAUCCGUCCACGUCGUCCCAAGAGGGCUACUACCACUCCACCGCUGCUUGCUGCCGACAAGGGCGACCACAUCGCCGUCGUCCGCGCCCUCGUUUCUCAUC
Thecamonas trahens ATCC 50062 is the source of this 391-nucleotide messenger RNA. RefSeq lists its product as uncharacterized. Bases 1 to 261 code for a protein of 86 amino acids. Lineage: Eukaryota; Apusomonadida; Apusomonadidae. The transcript has 2 exons. The record is from RefSeq and is a predicted model, not a curated record.